AUGGCUGCCCUGUUCUCAGGAAGCGUGCUGAUCCGGAAUAACAGUGAUCAGGACGAGCUUGACACAGAGGCCGAGCUGAGCUACCGGCUGGAGAACCGGCUGGUGCUGCUGUUCUUUGGGGCCAGGGCCUGCCCACGCUGCCAGGCCUUCGUGCCCACACUCAAGGACUUCUUUGUCCGCCUCACUGAUGAGUUCUAUGUGCUACGGGCAGCCCAGCUGGCCCUGGUGUACAUUUCCCAGGACCCCACGGAGGAGCAGCAGGACCUUUUCCUCAGGGACAUGCCUGAAAAGUGGCUCUUCUUGCCCUUUGAGGACCAGCUGAGGAGGGACCUUCGGCGCCGCUUCUCUGUGGAGCAUCUGCCUACCGUGGUGGUGCUGAAGCCGGGCGGGGACGUGCUCACGCGCCACGCGGCCGAGGAGAUCACGCGCCUGGGGCCCGCCUGCUUCGCCAACUGGCAGGAGGCUGCUGAGCUGCUGGACCGCAACUUCCUGCUGGCCGAGGACCUGGACGAGCCCGCGCGGCGGAGCCUGACCGAGCCGCUGCGCCGCCUCAAGUACCGCGUGCCGCGCGGGGACAGGGCGCGGGGCGCCGGGGACGGCGGGGCCCCCGGGGGUGCCCGGCCGCUGUUCUGA
Sorex fumeus (smoky shrew) is the source of this 633-nucleotide messenger RNA. RefSeq names its product nucleoredoxin like 1 (gene NXNL1). Bases 1 to 633 code for a protein of 210 amino acids. Gene Ontology annotation, biological process: photoreceptor cell maintenance. The transcript has 2 exons. NCBI's taxonomy places the organism in Eukaryota, Metazoa, Chordata, Mammalia, Eulipotyphla, Soricidae. The record is from RefSeq and is a predicted model, not a curated record. Gene Ontology annotation, cellular component: mitochondrion.